Biomphalaria glabrata is the source of this 3814-nucleotide messenger RNA. RefSeq lists its product as uncharacterized. Lineage: Eukaryota; Metazoa; Mollusca; Gastropoda; Planorbidae. The record is from RefSeq and is a predicted model, not a curated record. The coding region runs from base 292 to 1926 and encodes 544 amino acids. The transcript is spliced from 3 exons.
UUUAGCAUAGUAAAUCAAAUGUGUCCGUAUACGUAUUAUGCUAUAUAAUAUAUAUGGCUACAGUUAUUGUAGGUUACAUAUUUUAACAGUGAUACUACGAUAGAUUAGCGCUGUGUUAAGAAUUGAACAUAACGUCGAGUGCGGAACCUUGAGCUGGCUGUUGUUGUUUUUCGACACCAAUCCGUAGAUACAGUGACGGUUUCAAGUGUAGCACUUAGCCAGCCCAGUGGCAGAGACUGUAGCACUUCAGUUCAGCAGGCUCAUUUGAAUCAUAAAUAAUCAAAAAAUAAGAUGGCGCAAUGGGUUUAUUAUACAAAGAAACUGCUUAGUUCUGCAGUGACGCAUUUGGCAGAUGAGCUAGAACAAACUGUUUUGGAUUUUAAUGAGGCCAUCCAUAACCUAAGCUCAAGUCAGCUGACACAAGAAAGAAAAGACUCUGUGCACAUUGAAAAUGACAAUGCAGAAGGGAAAGACACAAUCAUUACUGAACCUGUUCAAAAUACACUUAAAACACCACCUAAAUCCCACAGCAAAUGCUCGUCAGUCUUACCCUGUACAGGAACUGAAGAUAAGGUUGAUGGGAAUCAGUCCAAAAUUUCUAAAACAUUCAAUGCUGAAAGUACCAAGAACAUUUUCAUACAAAGCUAUCAGGUAACCACAACAAGACAGCCAGAAACACCUGGUUUUACCAGCGUUGUAACUGCAACACUAUCAAAAUCAUCCUCCACCCUAAGCCCGGGAGAUGCUCUCAAGAACAGCUUAGAUUUACAACACGGUUGUCGGGUUCAUUAUGUCGACCCCCUGCCUCUCGACAAAAGUCAAAGUUUCAGCUGCACCACUGUGUCUCCUUCUGACAAUCAAAAUAUAGAACAGAAAAUCCCUACUCAGCUCUGCAAGUCUCCUGUCUCAGAAGUUAUAAAUAGAGACUGCGUAAAACAAAACUCUAACCUAUGUACACUAGGAAAUAAUAACUGUAAGCUUCAAAGUAUCAGUACUAAGAGACCUGGGAAAGUUAUACGAGCACAAGUAACAUCUUUUUAUGACCAAAGCACUCUUGAGAGCCAUAGACAUUUUGUACCAAUUAUUGAUGGAACUUUUGAAAUGGGCAGCAGACCAAAUCGAGAUAAUCAAGCAGGGGAUGAAAAUCGAAGUGCAGUUUUACAUACCUCUGUAAAUGUGAUUGUGGAAAGAGUCUCACAUGGCUUGAACUGGUUGUCUCCCUUAAACUCAAUUAGUCGAGUUUUAUCCAUCGCACUUAGUCAUGUUGCAAGCAUGUUACUUGUGAUAGAUGAGGAGUCACAUCCUCUUGAGCAUGACAACAACCCAGGUAGUAGGCAGCUGUCUGUAACUUAUCACCAUAGUGUACCAGCCAGUGAGAAGUUUGACUUCACUGCCGGUCAUGCCUAUCAAAUUAUUAGGGAAAAAAGUCCCCAGGAGCCACUUCACUCUUCUUUUAUGAGGUCAACCCAUUCUUGUGAAAGUUUUGAAAUCAUAGAGCAACCAUCAGACCGGGAUCUAGAGCAUUGCUCAGAGUAUGUAGGUCAGAGGCCAUUUUUGUUGAGGUUGUUUUCACAGUCUAGCUCAAAUGGUGAAAUACCAGAUACUACAAACAUCAUCAAUGCCCAUUCUCUUCAGACAGACCCUUGCUCAUCCAGUGCUGAAUUCUGCAACUUUGAUUUUAAAAACCUAGUCAGUAACAAACAUUUUAACCAGUUGAACCCAUUUCCUGAGAAGUCGGAAGACGAUUCAUUGUUGUGCAAUAGUGAGUCACCGUUAGUAAUUGAGAACCUUAAAGGUGGCAUGUCCUCACCAGAUGGUUCCACUUGGGAUUAUGAGGAAGAUCAAGAAGAUAAUGAAAGUGUUUCAUUCAGAGUUAUAUCAGAGAAUGACGAUGAAGAUUUCAUUAUUCUUCAGUUAACUAGUUAAGGCAGUAGUUUCGAGCUUGUUGCAAUUGUUAGUGCCAUAUUAAAUUUUUGGUAGUGAAAUAUACUUGGUAGAAACUAUCUAUCUUAAUGUAUUGCUGGUGCCAUAUUCAAAUUUAUUGCAAUAUUUAUCUAACUAUGUAUUUUAAAGUAUAAAUUUAAAAUAUUAAUACAGCAUUGUCAGGAUGAUGUUACUAUUACAUUUUAUGGAGGGAAAUAUAAAAGUCAAUAGUCAUUGGGCCACUUACUUAGACUUAGGUCCUCCAAUGCUGUUUGAUGCACAAAGUGGAAAGCUCUCUCGACAACUUCAGCGGCCUCUUAUCAGCUGGUUCCCAUGGGCUUUAGGUCUUUUAAGAAGGUUAUACAGCCUUGCUUUCAUUUUCCUCUUUUUGGCUUCUUUGUUGCAACGUGAUUUGUCUUGUCUUUCGAAUCUGGUCACCAUUGCACUCAUUGGGCUACAAACUUAAAGGAUUUUUAUUUUUCUCAUGUGUCAAUAGAGACCCUCUUUUGAAAUCUUGCAUAGGUCUAGCCGCAAGAUAGUGCUGUCUGCAGCGUCUCUGGCGUCCAUGUUGUCAUUUGGUAGACAGAAGUCCCUGGUACUACAACUUUACCGAAUUGUUUACAAUGAAAUGCUAGAUUAUUUGCUGAAGAGUUCUGUUUAAUAUUCUAACCUGGCUCAUGAGAUGAUUCUUAAAUGACUAAUUAUUACUUAGAAUAUUGUUGUAAAACAUUUAUAUAAGUAUGUGUACUUUAAUAGCAUUUCUCUUACAUAAAAGUUCAAUAUCUGAGUUCAUAAGAUUUUUAAAAAAUCAAUAUAUAUCUAUUGGUUAGAUUGACUUUAAGAAUUACAUUUAAAGAGAUCGAUGAAAUUUUAAAAGACUUCACUAACUUAAGAAACAUAAUCUGUCAAUCAUAUAUCUACUCUUUUUUUUUUUUUUCUAUAAUUUGGUAAUUAGAUUUCCAUUUGUGAUUAAGUUGUUAGUCUAAUUCAGAUUUCAUUCAUCUUUAUUUUUAAAAUUUUUCCAUUGAUAACAGUCAAUUGUUGAAAUAAAAAAAAAAGUUUUGAAAUAUAGAUAACUCUUGUUUGACAUAAUAUACUAAUGACAUGUUAUCACAGGCAUGUUUUAAGAAAAUUAAACAACUAGCCAGACAUAAUAUAUAUAUUUCUUUUAGUGUAUAUGUAUCAUAUACUAUUUUGUAUACAACAUAAUAACUUUUAAAAUGGGUUGCAGAAGUAAACAGUAAGUGAUUGGAGUGAGCAGAUAAAUCUCAAAUCAUGCUGUGUGUAUACUUACUUUAAUUCCUUAAUGACUGCUUGAGGUGGGAAAUUAAACAAUGGAUUGUCUUCAGCUGUGGGACAUUGGAAAGUCAAGCAAACUAGAGGGCAUCAGAACUGAAAGUGGCUAGGUGUCUUCAUAGUCAUUGAAUCUCAUACACAUCUUAUUUUAUUGACAGUCUCUGACAUUAUUUCUAAACAUGCUAAUAGUAUAUUCAGUAUAUUAUUAUUAUUUUGUGCUUUGUUCGCACCAGUUGAGUUGGAACUUAAAUAAUUAGGUGUGUGAGCAGUGAUCCUUAUAUUCAAAGUGACAUGGUAUUCUCAAGCUUUGUCUCUAAAUAUUUUACCCCCCCCCCCCUCAUACUAUUUAAAUACUCACACAUUGUUUACUACAAGUAAAACCAUCUUUUUUGUCUUUGGUUGUAUUAGGGCUAUAAAAUAAGUGAGAUUAAUAUUCUCUUUUUUUUAAACACAUUCUUUGUGUAAUUAUUAUUACAUUUCUUUUAUGUAUUGGUUUUUUUUUUUGUUUCGGUGAUUGGACACAGUGAUUUAUUGAUUGACUAUUGUCAUUUUUUUUUUAUGUAAUAACAAAAUAAAACAUUGGAGUGAAGUGUUU